Microtus oregoni (creeping vole) is the source of this 1401-nucleotide messenger RNA. RefSeq names its product inhibitor of growth family member 3 (gene Ing3). The transcript has 12 exons. The coding region runs from base 118 to 1380 and encodes 420 amino acids. The record is from RefSeq and is a predicted model, not a curated record. NCBI's taxonomy places the organism in Eukaryota, Metazoa, Chordata, Mammalia, Rodentia, Cricetidae. Gene Ontology annotation, cellular component: NuA4 histone acetyltransferase complex. Gene Ontology annotation, biological process: regulation of DNA-templated transcription.
GAGUCGAGCGGGUGCUGCUAGCGGAGGCGCCAUAUUGGAAGGGACAAAACUCCGGCGACAGCGAGUGACACAAAUAAACCCCUGGACCCGUUCGUCCCCGCAGCAGUCAGGGCCGCGAUGUUGUACCUAGAAGACUAUUUGGAAAUGAUUGAGCAGCUGCCCAUGGACCUGCGGGACCGCUUCACCGAGAUGCGCGAGAUGGAUCUGCAGGUGCAGAAUGCAAUGGAUCAACUAGAACAAAGAGUCAGCGAAUUUUUUAUGAAUGCAAAGAAGAACAAACCCGAGUGGCGAGAAGAGCAGAUGGCAUCCAUCAAAAAAGACUACUAUAAGGCUUUGGAAGAUGCAGAUGAGAAAGUACAGUUGGCAAACCAAAUAUAUGAUUUGGUAGACCGCCACUUGAGAAAGCUGGAUCAGGAACUGGCAAAGUUUAAAAUGGAACUUGAAGCUGAUAAUGCUGGGAUAACGGAAAUAUUAGAGAGGCGAUCUUUGGAAUUAGAUACUCCUUCUCAGCCAGUGAACAAUCACCAUGCUCAUUCACAUACUCCUGUGGAAAAAAGAAAAUAUAAUCCAACUUCUCAUCAUACAGCAACAGAUCAUAUCCCCGAAAAGAAAUUCAAAUCUGAAGCUCUUUUGUCCACCCUUACAUCUGAUGCUUCUAAGGAGAACACACUGAGUUGUCGAAAUAAUAAUUCCACAGCGUCCUCCAACAACGCUUACAAUGUGAAUUCGUCCCAACCCCUGGCAUCUUAUAAUAUUGGCUCAUUGUCUUCAGGGACUGGUGCAGGGGCAAUCACCAUGGCAGCAGCUCAAGCAGUGCAAGCAACAGCACAGAUGAAAGAAGGACGAAGGACAUCAAGUUUAAAAGCCAGUUACGAGGCGUUUAAGAAUAACGACUUUCAGCUGGGAAAGGAAUUUUCAAUGCCCAGAGAAACAGCUGGCUAUUCCUCCUCCUCGGCGCUCAUGACAACCUUAACACAGAACGCCAGUUCCUCAGCAGCUGACUCCCGAAGUGGCCGAAAGAGCAAAAACAACACCAAGUCUUCAAGCCAGCAGUCCUCCUCCUCCUCCUCCUCCUCCUCCUCUUCCUUAUCUUUAUGUUCAUCAUCUUCAACUGUAGUCCAAGAAGUCUCCCAGCAAACAACAGUAGUGCCCGAGUCUGAUUCCAACAGUCAGGUUGACUGGACGUAUGACCCAAAUGAACCUCGAUAUUGCAUCUGUAAUCAGGUAUCCUACGGCGAGAUGGUGGGGUGUGAUAACCAAGAUUGUCCGAUAGAGUGGUUCCACUAUGGGUGUGUUGGCUUGACAGAGGCCCCGAAGGGGAAGUGGUACUGCCCACAGUGCACAGCCGCCAUGAAGAGAAGAGGCAGCCGGCACAAAUAGAGGCGCUUCCCUGGAGCGAGG